Mya arenaria is the source of this 756-nucleotide messenger RNA. RefSeq names its product probable serine/threonine-protein kinase clkA. The transcript is spliced from 4 exons. Lineage: Eukaryota; Metazoa; Mollusca; Bivalvia; Myida; Myidae. Bases 1 to 507 code for a protein of 168 amino acids. The record is from RefSeq and is a predicted model, not a curated record.
AUGAACGCUAAAUGUAAUAUUUCCACCAACAACAACAACAACAACAACAAUGCUUCCUACAACAACGACAACCCUUCGAAAAACAACUACAACAGCACGUGCUACAUCUACAACAACGCGUGCUACAACAACACCAACAAGAACAACAACGCUUCCUACAACUACAACAACGCGUGCUACAACAACACCAAUAACAACAACGCUUCCUACAACUACAACAACGCGUGCUACAACAACACCAAUAACAACAACGCUUCCUACAACUACAACAACGCGUGCUAUAACAACACCAAUAACAACAACAACAACAACGCUUCCUACAACUACAACAACGCGUGCUAUAACAACACCAAUAACAACAACAACAACAACGCUUCCUACAACUACAACAACAACAACAACAACAAUGCGUGCUACAACAACAAUAGCACCCUCAACAACAAGAACAAUACGAAACUGGGCAUCCUGGGAGCAGUACGUAGCGUGUCAAGUGAGAUCUUGCUCUGAGCAGUGGGUCAGAGACCGGCAAGCUGACAUCAACACGUGCUGUGAUACAGGGAACAACAUGUUUUGUUACCGCCUUCCACGCGAUAGCAUCAAUCAAACACUUUCAAGCUGCUCGACUAUCUGUAAAAAAUGCGACGUUCCUGGAUCAGUGUCCUGUCUGUCCAACUACCACGAUGUCACGUGCUCUCCGCCAGACAAUUUCUGUAUUAACACUGUGGAGGUCCUCUCAGACAAUACUAACGUUUACGA